Molecule: messenger RNA, 5748 nt
Organism: Panthera uncia (snow leopard)
Lineage: Eukaryota; Metazoa; Chordata; Mammalia; Carnivora; Felidae
Gene: EFCAB5
Product: EF-hand calcium binding domain 5
Exons: 27
Coding region: 880-5361 (1493 amino acids)
Molecular function (GO): calcium ion binding
Source: RefSeq, a predicted model, not a curated record
CCCUCGGCGCGCGCCGCCGCCUCGCCGUAACCCUUGAGUUGCCGGAAGCCGGCCGGUUGUUUGCUCCUCUGACCGCCGCCCCUUCCUGGGUUUCCUCCUUUGCUCUGGAAUCGCGCGGUUUGCCCGCGCCCGGAGGCUGUGAACUGGGAUGGGGGGAGGGGCCCCGGUUCUGGGAGCCUUUGGAGUCCCCACUCCCGAGAGACGACCAUUUUAUGAGGUGGGGGCGCGCAGCUUAACCGAUCUUAGAGAAAGGAAACUGAGGUGAAAAUCCUGAGGCAAACACGUUGUCUGGUGGGAAAGGGCUCCGCGGGGCUUCAAAGGCUUUCGCUAGGCGGGAGUGAGACUUACUGGACUGGAGACCCUCGUGGCGCGACCAGGAGACGAGUUUAUCCCCCUUUGACCCGGCUCUCGGGGGCUUUUUCAAAGCUGUACCACCCUCUAUCUCAGAGUCCAUGUUUUAUGAUGCGACUUCAUGAAAGAAAGAAAGCUUUUUCAUAUUAUACCCUGAGAAGCUUCAUGAGCUGCGAAGUAAACAGGAAAAGACAAGACAAAGUUCAGAAGUAAGAACUUUGAACCAAUGCUUAGGAGACCACACAGGAAGCUGUAUGCAUAGAUCCAACUUUGCCCCCAAUCCUGAUGAUCAUAUCUGUUUUAGUUUAGGUUCCUUCAGAACAGACCUUGAUCCAAGGAGUUAAAUUGAGGAAGACAGAAUGUGAGCAGGUGAGGGACAGAGAAAGAGGGAGAUACAGAAUCUGAAACAGCCUCCAGGCUCUGAAUGUCAGCACAGAGCUGAACAUGGGGCUCGAUCUCACAAGCCGUGAGAUCGUGACCUGAGCCGAAGUCGGGACGCUUAACCGACUGACCCACCCAGUGGUCCAGAUGAGUGAGCCAGCAUCUCAAGAGGGAUCCAAACCUGUUCAGGAAAAUGGAAAAGAAGAGAAAGAAAGGAAACAGGAAGCAACUGAAGUGAAAGUCCCUACUGAGAGUUCACAGAGCGUACCAAGCAGCUCUGCAUUAGACAACAGCAGCAAUGUGCCAGAAACAGCAACAGAUGAAAUCAAAUCCCAAGAAAUACACUUGGAAGAGCAAACAAAAGCCUCAACUGAUUUAAUAAAGGACUCUGACACUAAUGUCUCAAAGAAUUUUGUGGUUAGAAAACCUGCCAAAGUGAUUUUCAACUUAGAUCCAGAUGUACUGAAUUCAAAGCUAGAACAGCCAUGGAAGAAAAAUUUUUACAAAAGAGUGGAGGCAAGAGCCCAGGCAAUGCAGCAGAAAAUAAUAAAUAAGGAUAAUCUGAAGAAAGAACUAGAAAAAAAGGCUGAAAAAAAAUUCCCUAGGAAUAAUUUGGCCAAAGAGUGGUUUAAUACUGAAAACAUGACACUUAAAACUCGUGCAUAUUUGCUUGACAAACUUCUACCCACCUUAGUUCCUGGAGUGGAAAAAAUGUUAAUGCAAGUGGAAAAGAAGAAACUUUGGGCAGAAGCUGAUAUUACAACCAAGUUUGAUCCAAUUAAUCAUUUGGGGGAAUAUUUAAUGAGAAACAAUCCUUAUUAUAUCAAAGACUCAGGAAUGUCUGGUUAUCAGAGGGUGAUGAGGGAUGUCACGGAAGAACUGAAGAUACAUGUUCCCAAUACUAUUGGCAACAGAGUAUCCAAGAUGAAGGAGAGUAUUAAACAGAAACGAGAAGAAAGAGAAUGCAUAAGUGAAGUCAAAAUCAAGGUGGCCAAUAUACGGAAGCAGGCUCUGCAGGAGCAGUUCAGUGAAUGGAUUCUAGACCCCAAAGGAAUGAUUCCUCUGGUAGUGAUUCAGAAUGUCCUUCAUGAAUUUUUUCAAAAUCCAGAUUUCCAGCUUGAAGCAUGUUGCAAACAAUUGGAUAUUGCUGACUCAAUGGGACCAAGACUGAACAAAAUGGAAUUUACAGAAUACAUCUCCUCAUACAUUGCAGACUUUAAAAGUGAAACGUUUGAGAAACUCCUUAAGCACCUCUGUCAUUGUGCAGAUGAAUUCCGGGAGAUCAUAAAAACGGAUAUGCGGAGGCAGAUGUUUGCUGAACUCUUCCUGUGUUGUGACCGUGGGAAGGUAGGGUUUUUGGGUCGGCAGAGGACAUUGGCCUUGCUGGAAACAUUCUAUGACCAAAGUUCGAAAAUGCUCAGAAGUUUGCUGCGAAACCCAAGACAAUGGCCAUUCAUUGAAUUUGAAGAGAUAGACUUGCCUGAGUUCUGGGGAGACAUGGAUAAUCAGAAACAUAUUUAUGAAGACUUUGACAAAGUGCUCUUAGAGAUAAAUGCAUUACUUUCUGAAAAACAUGCUAGCAAAACCCAAAGCAAAUUGUUAGAAACUCCAGAAGAUCAACAUAAACAUGAUGAAUAUACAGAAUCAACACCACCAGAACAACAGAGAGGGACGACAGCAGAACAGGAACCAAACAGAAUUUCAACCAAAGAACAAGAACAAGACAAAGAGUCUACUGGAAAAAAAGAACUAUACAGAGAAAUAGUAACAAAACAAACCCACACAGGGUCAACUCCAGAACAAGGAUCAAGUAGAGAGUUAAUAACAGAACAAAGACGACAUAGUGAUUCAGUAACAGAACAAGGACAUAGUGAUUCAGUAACAGAACAAGGACCACCACAAAGAGUAUCAUCUUCAAAACAAGGAGUCCACAUGGAAUCAACUGCAGAACAAGGACGCCACAGAGAAUCAAUAGCAGCACAAGGACCACACAGAGGGUCAAUCUCAGAACAAGAAUCACACAGAGAGUCAGUAACAGAACAAGAACCACACAAAGGGUCACGUGCGGAACAAGAACCAUCUGGAGAGAUAAUUCCAGAAAAACAACAGGACAUAGAUUCAACUUUACAGUCAGGAAGAGGUAGUAUCUUCAGAGAAAGUAGAAAAUCUAGGGAGUCUGCUUCCUUUGAACAUACUGAAAUCCUCCCACAGGAAAAGAGGACUCAGGAGCAAAUAUAUGAAGAGGAACUAUUUGUGAGUCCUGAACUGCAAGAGGAGGUUCCAAUAUCAAGAAGAAAAUAUCAUCUUUCAGAAACUACAAAAAAGGAAGUUCAGAAAGAUCCAUCUUGUGAAAAGUCCCAAAAAAUAGAAGGAAAGUCAUGGUCAGGUGAACUUUUGACAUGUAACUGGAAUAUGGAUUAUAUCAAAUGCGAAGAAGAAGAACAAGCAAACUUACUCUACAGUAGCUCCAGGUUCACAGACCUACAUGCAAUUAUCAGAAAUAUUCAGUCUUACAAGGAAGUAAAAGGUGGGAGUGCUUUCAAUGGAGUUUCCUUCAAUCUGCUCCAGUUUGUGCAACUUCUGGAGACAUUUGUUGGUGAAGAUGCCCCCCUGAGUGUCAGUGAGACCCUCACAUCCUUUUUUAAGAGGGGCUAUGUUGAAACAAAAGAGGAGAAAAUAAGUGGCUUAGAACAGAUUAGACAUAAUGCUUCCAGAGUCCGACGGGAACUUCUCCUAGAAGCCCUGUUUCAGAAGUGGGACAGUGAUGGCUCAGGCUUCCUGGAUCUGAAUGAAGUUGAUGAACUCUUGUACACAUACAAGGAGGGAAUGGAAAAAGAAUCUAUGAAGAAAGCUAAACUACACAUCCAAUUUCCAAAGCCACACCCUGGUCAAGAAGUGAGGAUGUCUUCAAAACAAUUUCAGAAAUACAUACAGUUGGUUGUAUCUGAACUCAGGGGCAAUGAAGAUCAUGUUCUGGAAAGUGUUGUGGAGUUCCUGAUGAAUUCUUUAGAAAGGAGCCCUACUGAGAACCUGAGGAAUUGUGCCAGGCGGAAGUGGCUAUACCGAAUCCAACAUGCUGCAGAGACAAGUGGGGUAUCUUUGGAGCCAGUGUACACCGAGACCUUUAAGGCUCUCACCCAGGAUGCUGAAUCCCAUGGAAACAAGAAGAUCAGUGCUCACAUUUCCCUCUUAGAAGAAAACAGACUACUGCCUGACAGAGGGAAUGUUCUAUUGAGGAACGUAGCUUCUACUUUAGAUGAUGCUCCAUUUGUACUGAACAGGGUACUCUACAGGGACAUGAAGGGAAUCAGCUUUACAGUAGUGGAUGAAGGGAAGCCAAUACAUGUCCCCCAGGUUCAGCACCAUGGGAACGUCUUCUUCUGGAACAAUUCCAUCAACAAGAGUGAUCAAAAUGGUUCAUUCCUGGCUCUGCCUCUUCAGGAUGCAUAUAUGAGGGUCUUUGGGGUCAUGGCUGUUGACACCCUAAGAGAUCCCCAAAAAAUAAACAUCUUUGUGCCUCAUGAGAUCAGAUUCUAUCAGGGUGUUGCCAAUGUCUUUAGCACUGCCUAUCACUACGUCCACAGCAGGAAGCACAUCCUGCAUGUUGUGAUCACUGGCAUCGCCUGGCUCUGUGAGAUCACAUCUGACAUCACCACCAUCACUACAUACUUCAUCGAGCCUGGCCCAAAGCAGGAUUCAGACUAUGUUUUACGCAAUAUGAUGGUUACAAGGCACCUGGGUCUAACAAAAAUCCACAGGAAUCCCCCUAUCAUCUUCAGGAAGACAUGCAUCUUCAGAGACUUCCUCUUUAAGUGUACAGACACUUCAGAAGUCAUUUUGGCCUCUGUCUGUGGAGAGAACCACAUAGUAAUUCCACUCCGUGAGAGAACGGGAAAGGCCUUAGGAGUUCUUGACUUUAACAUUGGCAGGAAUAAGAUGCUACUGUAUCGAGAAUUUAAAGAUCUGCAGAAAAUGAUAAAGGUGGUCCAAGCUGCUUGCUACGAAAUAUUGGGAGAAAUAUCUGGAGAAAUAAAGAAAAACUAUAUCCUAGAGAUUGAAAAUGUAGGUGAAGUCCAGCGGGCAGGAAUUCUCUUUUUCCGAAUCAUGCUGCAAGAGCUGCAGGAAAGCCUCCAACUGCUUACCUCCUUAGACUUUGUAUCACUGUUACUCUAUGACUAUCAUCCUUCGGUAGAGCCCACAUACCUGCCAGACACCAAGUCCCAGGAGGUGGAGGCCAACACAAAACUAGUACAUGACAUCCUGUUAGCGGUUAUCUUGUUCAUUCAUCCAGAGCUGGAAUUAUCAAGUGACUUCGGAAAUUGGGACAAGUGUAAAAUGUAUGUUAACAGACACUUUGUCACGAACAUUUGUGCCUUUGAUCCAACUGCUAGGCAUGUGGAAGUUAAUUUAAAGCUCAUUGGUGAAUAUAUCAGAGAUCAUUCUCGAAUCGAAGUAUGGAAGUUUGGUAAUAGUGUCAUCGAAUACCUAUACCACUGGGCACACAUCUGUUUAACUCUCAUGGAGCUAAGCAAAAAAACAAGUAGUGCCAUUGCACCCCCAUUGCCCUCCAAAACUGACUCCUAUGUGUAUGCAAAAAUGCCAAAGGGAAGCUUGCCAGGGAAAUGCUAAUGAAUUGGUACUGUAUUCAGGCUAUUUUUGUCAUGUUCAGUUUUGCUUGUUAACUAUAAAAUAUCUUCAAUUGGAAAGGAGUGUCGCAUAGACAUAUUUUGCUCCUAGACAUUGACCUCAGCAUUUUCCAAAACGAAAAUGCUACCUAAGGAGAAAUUUGAUCUAAAAAAUAUCCAGUUAAGGUAGCCAUAACCAAAUGCAUGUUAUAAGAUAUGUUGAAAAGUUUCCUUUUAGUUUUAGCUUUGUAUCUGCCGUGGGACUAUUGUGGUUAAUUGGGUAGAAUUAUUUCAACUCUUUAAAGGUGCAAAGUAAAGACUGAGGAUUUAUGGAAAAAUGGCUAUUUUUACAUUAAAGGAGUACCAAAUAAUAAAGAUUUUAAGACAUGAA